Carya illinoinensis is the source of this 1788-nucleotide messenger RNA. RefSeq names its product lipid phosphate phosphatase 2-like. Gene Ontology annotation, molecular function: phosphatidate phosphatase activity. The transcript has 8 exons. The coding region runs from base 569 to 1489 and encodes 306 amino acids. Gene Ontology annotation, biological process: phospholipid metabolic process. NCBI's taxonomy places the organism in Eukaryota, Viridiplantae, Streptophyta, Magnoliopsida, Fagales, Juglandaceae. The record is from RefSeq and is a predicted model, not a curated record.
GUACAUGCAUCAGCUCAGCAAUGUCUUGUGUUGCUCAAUUGUGGUGGUUACAGGAUAGCUGCAUGCCUUGUUUAACAGUUUAUCUUGUUGGGGGCCCCCGGCCAUACACCGCGGCAGAAGACUUCAAAGAAGUCGCUAACUCGAUAUUAACCCGAUAAAUCCGGCGACUGUUAACCGGCGAUCCAAUGAUGUAACCGUCCGGCGGCAAAUCGUAUAGUUCAAAUUUCGCACUGUCUCUCUUACCUGUUUUUCUGAGAACUGUUCGGUUCGAAAAAGCUACUAGUAUCCUGAGGGAACAGAGAAGCACCUUUUUUUUUUAUUAACUUCCUAACUUUUUUCACUAAUCAUUUUCAGUGCCUUAUCUUAUCCCUGUGAAUCUCGUCUCUUCGUCAUUAAUACUUUUUUUUUUUUUUAUUCCUUUUCCAUUCCUGUAGGAGAUAAGAUUCUCUUACUUAUUAGUGUCUUUCCUCAUUUUUAAUUAAUCAAUAAAUCGAUUCGCCAUCGUAUUAGAUCUGGGGUUAAAAAUUCGACAGGUGUGCUUUUAGAUAUUUCUGCGUUUGUUCGUCCGAUGGCGUGGAGGGAUAUGGCAUCGUUUUGUUCCUUUUGGAAAUUCCGGAAUACCUCUCAGCGAAGAAGAGGAGAGAUGGAGCUUGGAACGCACACAAUGCAGUGCACUAUUCAAUCUCAUGGUGCCGCUCUUGCAUGGAAUCACAGUUAUGAUUGGCUUAUAUUGCUGCUUCUUGCCGUGAUAGAAGUAGUUGUAUAUAUCAUUGGCCCAUUUUACCGCUUUGUGGGAAAGGAUAUGAUGACAGACCUCAAGUAUCCCAUGAAAGAUAACACAGUUCCUGUAUGGUCUGUUCCGAUGUACGCAGUUUUGUUGCCUAUUGCCAUUUUCCUUCUCUUCUAUAUUUAUAGGAGAGAUGUCUACGAUCUGCACCACAGCAUUCUUGGUCUCUUAUUUGCUGUACUGAUUACUGCGAUUAUUACGGAUUCAAUAAAGAAUGCAGCUGGUAGGCCUAGACCAGACUUCUUUUAUCGCUGCUUCCCUGAUGGAAAGGAUCUUUAUGAUAAAUGGGGAGGCGUAGUAUGUCAUGGUGAACAUAGUGUCAUAAAGGAAGGACACAAGAGUUUCCCAAGCGGUCAUACUUCAUGGUCCUUUGCGGGUUUAGGUUUUCUGUCAUUAUACUUGACUGGAAAAAUCAAAGUAUUUGAUCGCAGAGGGCAUGUGGCAAAACUAUGCAUUGUUUUCCUUCCGCUGCUCGUUGCAUCCCUCAUUGGCGUCUCACGGGUUAAUGACUAUUGGCACCAUUGGCAAGACGUAUUUGCUGGAGGUGUUAUAGGGCUAGCUGUGGCAGCAUUUUGCUAUCGGCAAUUUUUCCCACCUCCAUCUGAUGAUGAAGGAUGGGGCCCUUAUGCAUAUUUCCAAGCUUUGAAGGAGUCAUCUGCCAAUACAGACACGUUACAUGAAACGAAUGCACAGAAUGUGUAGGCUGCAGGGAUUGGGGUUGUGAAUCAACAAGCAGGGCAACAUGAUGAUGCGGCAUUCUCUUUGAACAGCGAUCUUAGCUCCACACUGGAUGAAAUGGAAUCAGGGAAGAGGUGAUCUUGUAUAUCUUGUGUUUUAAGUUAAUCCCAGGUCCCUUGACUUUUUUCUUCACAUGUAAAUGACAACUUCCUGAAUCGACUGAAUUUUAGUUUUAGCAAAUCUAGGAUGCAGCCUGUUAGAUGAUAGAUGACCUGAAAAUGGUACUCAAUGAUGGAAAAAUAAAAUCUGCUUUUCUUUUUAAA